Chlamydomonas reinhardtii is the source of this 1296-nucleotide messenger RNA. RefSeq lists its product as uncharacterized. The record is from RefSeq and is a predicted model, not a curated record. The coding region runs from base 110 to 379 and encodes 89 amino acids. The transcript has 2 exons. NCBI's taxonomy places the organism in Eukaryota, Viridiplantae, Chlorophyta, Chlorophyceae, Chlamydomonadales, Chlamydomonadaceae.
GGCGUGUGUGGGCCAGCUGGUUGCAGCGCAUGAAGGGCUGAACGAACUGCGGCAGGCAUGUACACGCCCUUGGGCGUGGGGCUCCCGGUUUGGUGAAGCGUGUGUGCAAAUGUAUGUGACUGCUGUGUGGCGGCGGGUGCUGCACUGGAGUACGCGGGCGCGCCUGCCGUCGCCCCUGCCGGGGCCGGCGGCGUCGCCUCAAGAGGCGGCCGACCGGUUUGCGGCGGCGGUGGCCCUUCUCUCCGCUGGCUGGGCUGCCGCGCGCCGCGCGUGCCGCCCAGCUGGCUCGGAGGCUUGCCGCCGCGCUGCCGCUCCCGGCGGCCGACAUCGCGGGGACCGUGCUACAAAUGGCUCCACAGUUAGCCGCCCUGAAGGCUAAGCAUUUGCAGUAUGUGUGCGAUGCGGGUGUGUCGGGGGUGGGGCCUGCCCUGGCGGCGGGGGUCUUCGUGUCCACCUUGGCCCGCUUGUGGUCGCUGAAAUGGGAGGAUCGUCAUAAGGAAGCACUGUGGCGUGUGGCCGCCAACGCUUGCUGGGGCGUUUCCACGGGAAAAUAUGGGAAUGGCUAUGGGUUUCAUGCCAGAGGAUGCUUUAAGUGCCUUCUCUCGUGAGGAGUUGUGGUUAGUGCGUACGCCUGCGGGGCUUGCGCCACCUGUGUGGGAUGUGGUGUGUCUCGCUGCUAUGUCUGCCCUGGACUUUGGUCGGCAGCGUGUGGUUAUGGCCGGGCUGGCGGCGCGAGCGAAGCUGCCGUCGGCCCGGGUGCUGAGCAUUGGACUUGCCGUCGUAGCUGACUUCUGGGGUCGUCUCCAGACGUUCGUGACUUUGGUUAUCAGGCCAAAGGGUUGGGACACUGUGCCGUCUGCGCAUCCUUUCAUCUCUCGGGCUGUUGGUGACGGCAUGGUUUUGCGCUUGCCGUAUGACGCUGAUUCCCCGCCUCCCUCACCGUGAGAGGUUGUGCGUGGUUGGUGGCUUUGUGUGUGGGCAGAAUGCACGUGUGGGCGACCGUUCUAGUACCUGGACGCUGGCGCCCUGGUUAGUGCGUGCGCUGUGUGUGUGUCCUGCGGCCUAGACGUUUCCCGGCACUUCUGUGCCUAGGCUUGUGGCGUUGAGGCACAGCGGUGGGGCUCUGGCGGGUUGAGGCUUGGCUAGGACUCACUGUGCGCGGAGUCACACAGACUUUGUCCGCGGGAGGGUUUGCAGCAAAGUCGGGGUUGGUGGAGUCAAGUUGGGCCCUGAUAGCAUGUGAUGGCUCGGCGUCUUCGGGUGCUGGGACUGUCCCCUCUGUAACAUCCGCAUUCA